AUGGCGAAACUCAAGGCACAUGAAGAACUCUCCACUAAUGCGAAUACUAUCAAAGCUCGCAACUGCGUCUCCAACCUUACUGAAGAUGAGAAGGCUGUUCACUUAGCACUCAAGGCUGACCAUGCUGAUCUGAGCUACUACUUAAAGAAGUUAUAUAAGUCUGCAAAGUACAAGACACGUCUACAGAAUGAAUUGAAGGUUGAGCGUAUUUGUGUUCGGACUGAGAAGGGUACCCAUGCAUCUUGCAUUGCGAAUCAGAAAGUCAAGAAUAUUAGCGCCUCUUCUUCUCCACAAGCCCCACCAUCUACUCCGCCCAAACAACUACUGUCUGAGCUUGCUGCAUUUGAGGCGCGAGAUAUUUUAAAUGACGAGGCUGUUCUACCAGAUGAGCUUUCCGAUGAAGAGAUCACUAGCACCCAGGCUCUCUUAACUCAAGCGCACAUUGAUGCCCAUGAAGAGUCCAAUUUCCGCAAGUGGCAACAUUUCUGGGAUAGCUGUAUCCACUCAUAUACGAGAAAGGCUGGAAAGCUGAGAAAGAAGCCUGAGCGUCUCUUUGAGUAUAUGCCGUGGAUUGAUGUAGAGGAAGGCUUCAAAGAGGCGUUCUUACUUGUCUACUCUAAGAAGUUUGAUAAGGAAAAGUGGGCUAAGGUAUCAGCUGCACAGGAUAUGUUGUUCCUGGAGCUAGAGUAG
Messenger RNA from Pseudogymnoascus destructans, 690 nucleotides. RefSeq lists its product as uncharacterized. The coding region runs from base 1 to 690 and encodes 229 amino acids. The transcript has 6 exons. Lineage: Eukaryota; Fungi; Ascomycota; Leotiomycetes; Thelebolales; Thelebolaceae. The record is from RefSeq and is a predicted model, not a curated record.